GUCUUUCGGCUCUCCAGCCGCCUGUGACCUGAGCGCUUUUGGCGAAGGACUGAGGUCCAAGGCCCCAUUAGCUCCAGAAGGUCCCUGAAGGGGAACUUUUUCCUUCUAAUUUCUCACAAGCGGGCCGUGGCGGCAGGCAGAGGCUCCUUGCCUGCACCCAGUCCGUAGCACAGCCAUGCCUAAAAAAGGAAAAAAGCCCAGGUUACCCCUGUCGGACGAAGAGCAGCUGAUUUUAUUUCAGCAGAAGUUGUUGGCCGACGAGGAGGCAGCCAAGAAGAAAGAGAGGCUCCUCACCCAGUUCUUGAAGGACAAGUUGGCCAAAGAAGAACACAACAGCUCUCUGAACCUUAAUAAGAUUAAUACGCAGUGGAGAACCGUCCUCAGGGAGGUCAAGACCAGAGAGCUUCACAAGGACAUUGAGAUCCUCAGCCAAAUCUUUGAACGAGUGGUGGACUGCAAAGACAGCGUCAUUAAGUCUCUGGCGAGGGACCUGACUGAAGCUGAGGAGCAAUACGCCCACGCUCUGCGCAGCCACUUGCACAACGUUGACCAGCUCUUGACCCUGCAACGACGCAGGCUCAGCCUCCUGGAGGAAAAUUACAACAUGGAGCUGGAGGUCCUAACCAAAGAGUUUGAGACCGAAAGGAAAGCAAUCCUUGACCAUCACGAUAAGGAAAUCCACUACCUGCACGACGUCUUCAUGGCCAUGGAGCAGAACUACGUGGACUCGGAGUAUGAAAGCAAGCUAGAAUUCCAGAGCAUGUGGGAUGACCUGAAAAACAAGAAUUUAGAAGAGAAGCACUUUCUUCGCCUACAACUGGAGAACGUAGUGGAAGACCUGUGGAGGAGGUUCCAGGAUGCACUCAAGAAUUACACAGAUGCCACGGAGGACCGCAAGAUCGCCUUUGAGACCCUGAAGGUGAAGGAUGAGAAGAGCUCUAAAGAGAUCGAGGUGCAGAUGAAGAAGAUCCAGAGGCUGCAGGAGGCCAUCAGUGUCUUGAAAGGGAAGAUCGUAGCCCACAGCCGCGAAAGUGAAUGGCAGAAUCAGUGUAUCCGAAACGACAAGGAGCUGGUCCAUGUGCAGCUUCGAAAACUUAAGAUCCAGAGGACCCAGGCCCGGACCGAAUCUCAGGAGAACUUAGUCAAACUCACCCUGGAAAGUAACGCCACCCUCAAGGCCCUGAAAAAGGUUGUGGAGAAGGGUGAGAAGAUCCUUAAGCUUGCCGAGAUAUGUAGGAAGUUUGAAACCGAGGAAGAAAAAGUACUGCCUUUCUAUUCUUCAGCACUGACCCCCGAGGAGCAGGAGGAGGUCGAGAUCCAGAACCAGGAGGAGAUCACAGAGGAUCUCGCCAAGAUUAUGAUGGACUACUUGGGAAUGGAGAACUUCUGGAAGAGAUACAACAAGGUGAAACUGGAGGUUCUGAGUCUCCAGCACAGGCGGCUGCAGCUGCUGGAUAUCAGCAGCAAGCUGCGGGAGAUGCUCAAGCAGUACUUGGACGGCAUCUCGGUGAGCGACGAGGUGCUGAGCCGCCUCAACCCGCUCUUCAUAGUAAACUACAAAAGCAACCUGCCCCAGCUGCCCCCAUCCGCAGCGCAGCCUGGCGGUGACAGAGGAGCUAGUGGCGACAGAAAAAUGACUUACAACAUCAUCGAGGCGGCCCACAUUGCCUCCCAUAUCCUGUGAGCUGAGGAGGAGGAGGAAGCGUUCCAAACCCCAGAGACUUUUUUUUUUCCUUUCUUGAAGCCUGAGUGCUUUGCUCUCAUGCUUAGGUGGACACUCCAGCACUGCUCCAGUUACCUACCACCGCCCUAUGCGGCAUAACCAAUUAUUAAUUUUUUUGAAGAAAAAUAGAGAAAUAAAUAAAAGUAAAAGAGAAAAUUC
This is a messenger RNA of Rattus rattus (black rat), 1882 nucleotides long. It is a transcript of the gene Ccdc65, whose product is annotated as coiled-coil domain containing 65. The transcript is spliced from 8 exons. Gene Ontology annotation, biological process: axonemal dynein complex assembly; cilium-dependent cell motility; regulation of cilium movement. Bases 176 to 1684 code for a protein of 502 amino acids. NCBI's taxonomy places the organism in Eukaryota, Metazoa, Chordata, Mammalia, Rodentia, Muridae. The record is from RefSeq and is a predicted model, not a curated record. Gene Ontology annotation, cellular component: axonemal dynein complex; axoneme.